This is a messenger RNA of Chenopodium quinoa (quinoa), 1214 nucleotides long. RefSeq lists its product as uncharacterized. NCBI's taxonomy places the organism in Eukaryota, Viridiplantae, Streptophyta, Magnoliopsida, Caryophyllales, Amaranthaceae. The coding region runs from base 53 to 1054 and encodes 333 amino acids. The transcript has 5 exons. The record is from RefSeq and is a predicted model, not a curated record.
UAUUAGAAUCAUUGAAUCAAGAAGAGAUACUAAAAGGUUGGAGAUUUAUAAAAUGGGUUAUGCUAAGGAUUUUGGCCAAUAUCUCAUCAACUUGUUCAUAGUUAUAAAAAAAGUUAUCUAUAACGUAAUAAAGUUUAAUAAACCGCCUAUAUUUUAUCCCAUAGGCCUUUUUUUACUCUCUAAUUACUACUAUUAUUGUGGCCUCUCUCCAUGCAUGGUUGAUUUAGAUGAUCAAACUACUAUGCAUUUUUGGAUCUCGAAUUAUAGACGUCAUGAUCGCCCUAACUUAGUCCUCGUCCAUGGUUGUGGUGGUGAAGCGCGGUGGCAGUUUUGCCUUCAGAUAAGAGAACUAUCCAAAUUAUUCAACAUAUACAUACCAGAUUUGCUAUUCUAUGGAAAGUCAUACACCACAAACACAGACCGAACGCCUCGUUUCCAAGCCAAGUGUAUAAUGGAAGGGCUAAAGAAAGGGUUUGGUGUAGAGAAGUGCACAGUUUACUCAAUUAGUUAUGGAGGUUGGGUGGGCUACUUCAUGGCUGAGAUAUACCCUGACAUUAUAGAGAAGAACGUGAUCGUUAGCUCCGGCGUAGGAACGACCGAUGACGAGAAGGUUGCGCAGCUAAGUAGGGUUGGGAAACAACCAGAGGAAGUGAUUAAAACGGUUGUACCAAAGGACCCUGAUGCUAUUAGAUUGUUGGUUGAAAAAUCUAUAUACAAAUAUGAUCCUACACUUUUAGUUCCUGAUUUUAUACUUUGGGAAUUCAUCAAGGUAACAGAGCAUAAGAACAGGGAGGAAAAAGAAGAGCUUCUUAGAAGUUUGAUAUCUGGAGAAGUAGACUCCGCGGUUUCUGCUUUGCCACAGGAAACACUUCUUGUAUGGGGUGACCAAGACUACUUUUUCCCCAAACACAUAGCUCAUCAGCUACAAAGGAAAUUGGGGCCUAAAGCAACGUUAACGAUAAUUAAGGAAACCGGGCAUGGAGUAAACAUGGACUCACCAUAUGAAUUGAAUGAGUUGAUCAAAACAUUUGUAUUUGGUCAAUUACAUAAAUAGUAGAAAUGAGCGGCUGAUUAGUGAAUUGAUUUGGCAAUUUCUACUCAAGUUGUAUUUAUCUACUCAACUAUUUAUGCUUUUGCAAUGAUUAAUUUUUAAUUAGCCAUUUCUUCAAUGAGAUGAACAGUUGACUUAAUUACUCAAUAUGAUAUUGAGUUAU